CUCACAUCACUGACAAAUCUCAAAAUGGUUGUGCUUCACGUAAAACGCGGUGACGAGAGCCAAUUCCUACAUGAAACGAGCAUUGAUAGCUUAGUUGAUGAUGUGGUAAAGGAUAUAGUGGGUAUAUACAAUGGACGGCUGAAGGUGACACGCAUAUGCUAUGAGAUGGAAGAGCUGUCGAGUCACGGAACUUUCUUGCCUUUGGAGAUGCAGGGGUUGACUGAUGAACAGAUCAAGGAACUAAAACUAGAAGACCCGUGGGCGCAGCGCUGCGCCCCCGCUGGCUACGUGGAGGCGAAGGACGAGAUGGGGCGCCGCUGCGGUCGCGCCCCGCCGCCCAACUUGCAGGCGGUGCUGAAGAAAGCCGCAGACACGGCCAAAGAGUAUAUUAGUAAAAAGCAUGUAGACCUACGAAAAUGUAUGACGCAGAAGGAUGUAUGCAAAGCGCUUGACGAGUUGCGUGGGGCCACUAAGAUCGUCUUCCCUGCCGGUCUACCGCCUCAUGACCCAGUGCGUAUGGAGCUGGACAAUGUGGAGGACUUGGCGGGAACCCAGGCUGCUAAUGAGGUCAUCGACCCGGCGCGAGCCUGCCUCUGGGCCUGUGGGAAGAAGCUACUCAGUGGGAAUAAACUGAGCGACCAUUUAGGUAAGAAUGACAAAACCAAAGUCACGGUAAAACUGUGCACGAGCAGCGAAGGCGCGCCAGGCCGAGAACCGGUGCUCUCUGAAGAGGAGAGGAAACAGCUGAUGCUGCAGGCGUACAGGAAACAGGAGGAGUGGAAGAAGUUGGAGGAGGACGAUGAUGAUCACUACAUGAACUCCAAGUGGGCAGACGGACAGAACCUGAAGAGACAGUUCCACGGUCUGAAUAAUAUUUCUUGGAAACCAAUGCUUAAGAAGUGAAGUUCUAGUUAUAAAUUACGUGGAAAAAUGCUGAAGAAGUCAGUACAUUCAAAAAUGGUUAUAUCGAAGAUCUACUAAUUAGCUCCGUGUCUACCAAUGACGAAUAUAAUGCUUGUUUUACAACAAUAUAAUCACAAACUUUUUGCUCUAAUAUGUAUUUAAUAACUCAUAUCAAUGUGUCAGUCCCGUUUCAAUAUUAGGUAUUCAAUAAAGAGGAUAAAU
Messenger RNA from Aricia agestis (brown argus), 1125 nucleotides. Its product is annotated as cilia- and flagella-associated protein 298-A. Lineage: Eukaryota; Metazoa; Arthropoda; Insecta; Lepidoptera; Lycaenidae. Bases 25 to 903 code for a protein of 292 amino acids. The transcript has 4 exons. Gene Ontology annotation, biological process: regulation of cilium movement. The record is from RefSeq and is a predicted model, not a curated record.